This is a messenger RNA of Agrilus planipennis (emerald ash borer), 1033 nucleotides long. It is a transcript of the gene Rrp42, whose product is annotated as exosome complex component RRP42. Bases 84 to 935 code for a protein of 283 amino acids. The record is from RefSeq and is a predicted model, not a curated record. The transcript is spliced from 5 exons. Lineage: Eukaryota; Metazoa; Arthropoda; Insecta; Coleoptera; Buprestidae. Gene Ontology annotation, biological process: nuclear polyadenylation-dependent rRNA catabolic process; nuclear mRNA surveillance; exonucleolytic trimming to generate mature 3'-end of 5.8S rRNA from tricistronic rRNA transcript (SSU-rRNA, 5.8S rRNA, LSU-rRNA). Gene Ontology annotation, cellular component: cytoplasmic exosome (RNase complex); nuclear exosome (RNase complex).
GUCUAUAACCUAAUUUUUUAAUUAACAUAACCUAGGUUUUUAACCCAUAUAAUAAAUGAUUUUUAUAUAGUAAAUAAUUUAUAAUGAGUCUUUGUGAGGCAGAAAAAACGUUUAUAUUACACGGUGUUGAGGAGAAUUUUAGAAUAGAUGGACGAGAAAGAGAAGAUUAUAGACCAAUGGAGGUUGAAAUUGGUAUUAUUUCGCAUGCUUUUGGUUCGGCCAGGCUAAGAUUAGCUAAUACAGACGUAUUAGUAGCUGUAAAAAUUGAGGUUGACACCCCUUACCCUGAAAAACCUUCUCAGGGAAAACUGGACUUUUUUGUCGACUGUUCUGCCAAUGCAACUCCUGAUUUUGAAGGAAGAGGAGGUGAAGAUUUGGCUACUGGUAUAUCAAAUAGUUUGUCAGAUGCUUAUAGGUCAUCAAAAGCGUUUGACUUGAAAAAGUUGUGCAUUAUGAAGGGUCAGAAAUGUUGGAAAUUGCUAGUUGAUAUUCUUUUAUUAGAGUGUGGUGGAAAUUUGUAUGAUGCUGUGUCAUUGGCUGUUAAAGCUGCUCUAUGGAAUACACGUGUUCCUGGUGUUAAGUCUGUUGGUAUUGAUGGAAAAAAUGUCGAACUAAAUGUUUCUGAAAGAUUAAACGAUUGUGUUCCUCUCGAUGUGUCAGGUGCCCCUGUAAUGGUAACUGUGUGCAAAAUAGGCGAAUAUUGUGUUGUGGAUCCUAGUGCUGCUGAGGAAAAAUGCUCUUCAGCUGCUCUAGUUGUUGCUGUAUCUCAGGGGAAUAUUACAACUGUUCUACAAGGCAGUGCAGGAUCGUUACAUCCUACAACAUUAAUGGAUAGUUUAGGUUUAGGAGUUGAGGUUGCUAAUCAGCUUAAUAUUGCUCUUAUGGAAACACUUCAAUCUGCUCCUCCACAUUUUGAUGUGGGAUUUUUAAAAUAAUUCCAUUGAAACUUGUUACAUUUCUGUAUAAAACACAUUAUUUAGUUAAUAUUAUUUGUGAUAACUAUUUAAAUACAAUAUGUGUGAGGUCUCAAAAC